Eruca vesicaria subsp. sativa (arugula) is the source of this 870-nucleotide messenger RNA. The record is from the annotation of a GenBank genome assembly. Lineage: Eukaryota; Viridiplantae; Streptophyta; Magnoliopsida; Brassicales; Brassicaceae.
AUGGGUCAAAGCUCGAGCUUAACCACAGCCAUGGUGGCUGUUCUUCUGGUAAUGAUGUUGGGAUCAGCCUACUCAGGAAACUUCUUCAAUGAGUUCGACCUCACGUGGGGUGACCACAGGGGAAAAAUCUUCAACGGAGGAAACAUGUUGUCUCUCUCUCUGGACAGGGUAUCCGGCUCAGGUUUCAAAUCCAAGAAAGAGUAUUUGUUUGGACGGAUCGAUAUGCAGCUCAAACUCGUCGCCGGAAACUCAGCCGGCACCGUCACUGCUUACUACUUGUCGUCGCAAGGAGCAACACAUGAUGAGAUAGAUUUCGAGUUUCUAGGGAACGAGACAGGUAAGCCUUAUGUUCUUCACACCAAUGUCUUUGCUCAAGGGAAAGGCAACAGAGAACAACAGUUUUAUCUCUGGUUCGACCCAACCAAGAACUUCCACACUUACUCUAUUGUCUGGAGACCACAACACAUCAUAUUCUUGGUGGACAAUUUGCCUAUUAGAGUGUUCAACAACGCAGAGAAGCUUAGUGUUCCUUUCCCAAAGAACCAACCAAUGAGGAUCUACUCGAGUCUGUGGAAUGCAGAUGAUUGGGCCACGAGAGGUGGUCUCGUAAAGACUGACUGGUCCAAGGCUCCUUUCACAGCUUAUUACAGAGGAUUCAACGCUGCGGCUUGCACCGUCUCUUCAGGCUUUGACCCAAAAUUCAAGACUUCUUUAAGUGACAGUGAAUUGCAAACAGAAAAUGAGCUCAAUGCAUAUGGCAGGAGGAGACUCAGAUGGGUGCAGAAAUACUUCAUGAUCUAUAACUAUUGCUCUGAUCUCAAAAGGUUCCCUAGAGGAUUCCCUCCUGAGUGCAAGAUGUCAAGAAUCUAA